AUGUUCGGCGUCAAUUCGUUUAGUGCUAUUGGUGUACGAUGUUUGAAACAACAUUUAAGACGAACAUUAUCCACGUCCUCAUCAAGUGUACAAUCAAAAAAGGUUUAUACAGAUAUAUAUGAGGCUGUUCAAGACAUUCCACAUGGAGCCAAAGUACUUGUAGGCGGAUUUGGAUUAUGCGGUAUUCCUGAAAAUUUAAUACGUGCAUUAAUAAAAACAGCUCAGAAAGAUUUGACAGUUGUCAGUAAUAAUUGUGGAGUUGACGAUUUUGGUCUUGGAUUAUUAUUAAGAACAAAACAGAUUAAACGUAUGAUAUCGUCAUAUGUAGGUGAAAAUCAAGAAUUUGAAAGACAAUAUUUAAACGGUGAACUCGAAGUUGAAUUAACACCACAAGGAACACUCGCUGAAAAAAUUCGAGCCGGAGGAGCAGGCAUUCCCGCCUUUUUCACACCAACAGGUUUUGGUACACUUAUUCAACAGGGUGGAGCUCCUAUUAAAUAUGAUGGGAGUUCAAAACGUACAUCCAUUGAAAGUGCUCAGAGAGAGAUUCGAAUGUACAACGGUAGACCAUACGUUUUAGAAGAAGCAAUUACCGGUGAUUAUGCAUUAGUAAAAGCCUUUAAAGCGGACAAAUCUGGAAAUCUUAUUUUUCAAAAAACAGCAAGAAAUUUCAAUGCUCCUAUGUGUAAAGCAGCUAAAUGCACAAUAGCGGAAGUAGAAGAAAUUGUUGAAAUAGGAGAUUUAAAACCCGAUGAAAUUCAUGUGCCAAAUAUUUAUGUACAUCGUAUCAUAGUUGGUGAAAAAUAUGAAAAACGAAUUGAACGCCGAACAGUAAGAAAACGUGAUGGUAAAACCGCAUCACCUACAUCAUCUAAGAAAAAAGAUGAUACAACACGAGAAAGAAUAAUUCGUCGUGCCGCACUUGAAUUUACUGAUGGCAUGUACGCCAAUCUUGGCAUUGGCAUUCCGAUGUUGGCAUCAAAUUACAUUCCGGAUGGUAUUGUUGUCAAUUUACAAAGUGAAAAUGGAAUUCUUGGAUUGGGCCCAUUUCCAUACGAAGGUGAAGAGGAUCCAGAUUUGAUAAAUGCCGGCAAAGAAACAGUAACAGUUCUUCCUGGAUCAUCUUAUUUUUCCAGUGAUGAGUCAUUUGCCAUGAUCAGAGGGUACUGUGUUAAACAUAUGUAG
This is a messenger RNA of Didymodactylos carnosus, 1185 nucleotides long. NCBI's taxonomy places the organism in Eukaryota, Metazoa, Rotifera, Eurotatoria, Philodinida, Philodinidae. The record is from the annotation of a GenBank genome assembly.